AUGAGUGUCUACAAGAGGUACGUGUCGGGAGAGCAUGACGAUGAAUUUUUCAGCGAGCGCAAUCGACUAAAGGGGAGCCACCCUGGAGGAAGAGGCGCGAAGCAACAACAACAAGCAGGGAUCGUGAUACCGCAUCUUACGGGACAAUUCGAUAGAAACGUCGCUUACCCCGGCACCACGGCCACCAUCCCGCUCCAGCAGUGGGCCAGAACCUUUGAUCAAGACUCGAUCUACACGGGGUUCGACAGCGUCUUGUUUGGCACCAUCAUCACCAUCGUCAACCGCAAUGCGUCCACGGGGAAGCUCUCUACGAGAUCAAUCACGAAAUUCGGCAGCUCUUCAUACAAGGAUAUGAAACUCGACCACCAUUCAAGGUACUGGCCCAGUUGCGAGAACUUGACGCUGAAACAUAAAAAGUCGAGCACAAGACGAUCGUUGGCGAUUCUGAAUUUGAAAAAUGCCAAUAAACUAUUCAAUUUCCACGAGCUGAUGCCCGACUCCGACUUGCCCAUGUGGGACGAGACAAAUGCCGGGGAAUUGGCCAACGUGAUGAAACUUCUCGACCAUGAAAAGUCGAAACGCGUGGGGAGAAAGCUUUUGGAUUUGGGAGUAUUGGAAGACCACGUGUUGAAAUCGUUCAUCAUGGAUGUUGUUUAUGAAAACGACGCUGACGAAGAGACUAGAUUGGAAAACAACAAGAUGGUCAAUUUGCUCGGAGAGCAAUUGGAGCAGCUCUUUGAUCCGUUGCUUCAAUACUCGCCGCAGCAAAUGCUGGUGACUUACAAACCAUCAACGACACCCAAUUCAACCAGGCUUGCAAUCACCCCCAAGAUACAAUCUAUCAUCGAAGAGCUCAUCACGGUGCAAACAAACUUCACCAUGGGGCUCGUUGAUUUUCUAGAGAAUUUCCUCAUCCCGCUACGAAUCAGCGUGCAUCGCCGCAGCUCACCACGACACACCUCCAAAUUGAACCGAAUAUUCCCACCAACAAUCGAUGAAGUAACGCGCGUCAACUGCAUCUUGAAUGACGCCUUGCUCAACGCCCGUAAAGUCAACUACGUUGAGAUCUUUCUCGCGCUAGCCCAAAUCAUCCCAUACUUUUACAAGCCAUUCACGCGGCAUGAAGCCAACAUCAAGAACUUUAUUCCCAGAUUGAAGAGAUUCUGCGACGUCAAUUACCAAAGUGUGUUUGAGAACCGCGAGAUCAACAAGUCGCAGUACUCCAUCCGCGAAAUCGAGUUUAUCAUCACCGGUUCACUAAUGAUGAUGCCCAAAUUGAAAUUGGUAUUGAUGCGAUUAUACGAGGAGAUUUUGAGAGAAAACGCCAAUGCAUUGACUCCUGAAUCGGUGGAUGUGUUAACGGAUGAGAUGAACCUCGUUGAGGAUGCAUUCACGUCAGCUUUGGAAAUCUUUGAAGCAUUUGGAGAUGCUCUGGAACCGCAAGAAGAGCCAGAUUCAAGUAUCUUGAAGCAAAGGAUAUUCACACCCCUGGGCAAGAUCAUGACUGAACUAGCCUCGAAUUGGCCUGCUGAGUUGCAAUAUGGCUGGAUCAAGCGGAAAAUCGUGGGUGUGUUUGAACUUGCCAAUUUGAAAACCGAGACCCCGCAAAAGGAAAUCUUGCUUGUAUUUUCCGACUUUUUACUCCUCCUUGAAGUCAGGCAACCUUCAAAUACUCAAUCAGAUGACCUGGAAAACAAACAUGAAAAAAUUGAACUGUCGAUCCCCGAUGUGCUCCUACACACAUUGAUGAAUGAAAAACCGUUGCCUAAUUUAGAGUCCUUCCCAGAAAUGCAAGUUGUCAGCUGGUGCAGCAUCGAGGAUGUAAUACCCUCGGUAUAUUAUUCCCUAGCAGCAAGAAACGAGCCCCGCGAGUGCAUCCGAUUCUUGAACUUUUCGCAAGCGGGGUUCACGUCGCUAAACAAGCAGGACAAAGAGUACACUAGAAACUAUAUUCUCAAGGAUGGCUCAGCUCAUGAGUUGAUUGAUCUCAUCAACAAGGCGAAAAUCCUCAAAAAAUCGUCAUCGUUUCACCUUUUCAAAAAUGAAGCCAACGAUAUCAGUACUUAUGGCGUAGCACACGAUCUCGCGUCAUAUAAUGAAGAAGGCUACAAAUCGCCCAUUGUCAUGUUUCUCAACAUGAAGAUCGACGUGGCAGAUUACGCUAGAACCCACCACCACGAAGGUGUCAACUUGGUCCUCCAUGCUUCGUUCAUCGAUGCGAAUGAGAUCGAGAUUACCGGCUACGACAGGUUUGACCGAGAACCCAUCAAUGUGAUUAUUCACGGAAAUCAGUUGCUGGCGUUUGUAAGGGACAAAGCUGCUGACUCGUACUGGAAAAUGUUUCUGACUUUUAACCAUGUUACUGAAUGUUUGAUAAAAGGCACCGCGAUUGAUUUGAAUAGCAUUGCCGAUUAUACCAACGCCGAGGAAAGUAAGGAGGGCUUUGAAAUGUUGCGUCCUGUUGUGAUCAACAACAACAACAACAACAACAACAACAACAACAACAACAAUGACAACCCCUCAGUUCACAACACCGACACGAGAAGCUCAUGGAAUCAUAGAAAAGCCAAUAUUGGAAGCCACAUGGGCUUCAGUCACACUGAUCCACCACAAUCAUUCAGUAGUAGAUUGCAACACAAGAUUCGAAAUAAUCAUUCGGCCGGUGCAUCACUAAAGGGGAUGAUACAGAGAAAGCCACUGCCGAAUAUCCCCGGCACGCCAAUUCCCAUGGGCGCUGAGGUCGAGUACAAGCAUGUGUUGCAGCCCGUUCCGACUUUGAAACAACGCGUUGAAUCUUCCGGUAGUGUCAUCCAUACAGCCAAAAAUCCAACGGACCACCAACUGCAGCAGAUGCCUCUGAAAUCGCCGAGCAAGCCGUAUUUGAGAAUGGCGCCGUUUGCGGAGUACGAUAUUGCAAGCACAUCAACAGAUGAAAAACCGCUGAAGCCACACUUGGAAAGCAAUAUUCGAAACCCUCGAGCUUCAGCCCCAUUGACAGCUCCACAACUUGAAAGAGGUAACGGUAUUUCAUCACCUCGUACCUUUGAGCACAAACCAUCCGCAAUGCCGACCUCGGCUCCAAUCAUCACUCCAAAACCAAAAGAAGCAAAACAAAUCGCAAUUGCAGAGCCAAAGCCAAAGUCAAAAGAGCCAAAGCCAAAGCCAGAGGCAAAAUCAAAUUCAAAAUCUAAAUCAGAACUGCAGCCACAACGACCAUUAACAAUCAAGAGAAUUCCAACCAUGGACGAUAUUGCAUUGAUUCCAAAACGUUCCACGAAGCGGAGCUUGCAUUUCCUCAACCAGCAAAUUACAGAUGACGACUCUUCCGAACCAAAUUGGGAAGUAGCAAUGACUAGAGGAAACUCCCUUAUAACCAACCCAGAAGUGACGAGCUUACCCGACUUGAUAACGAACCAAGUAAACGAUCAUGAUGAUGAUAAUGAUGAUAUUGAAUUUAUCGAAGUCCAAGAUGAUCACGAAGGUACCGAGUAUUCCGGUGAGUUGGAUGACGUUUCAGGAUACGCACCAGAUAUGGGACACAUCCAGAGAGUGCCCAUGGUUCGAGUAUCGGUUUCGCGAAUUGCCGACUUGGCCUCGUCCAGUUCAGUUUACGAGGAUUCGACCCCGAGAGCCAGCCCCUAUGUGCAAGCCAGCGGGCAAUUUGUUGCUCCCAUCAAUCCUAUCAACCCGCCACCACAUAAAAAGAUGAACCCCUUUGUCAACAAGCCAUUCUAUACGCCGCCACCGCCCUUGCAUCAUGCCCUUGCUGGAUUCUGGAAUAACGCCACCCCAUUCAUGGACCACAAAUCGCAACGUACUUUACAUGCCAAGUCUCUAGUGAGAGAACCCUCGGCUGCAUCAAUCACUCCGUCGCAGUAUGCAUCUGAGCUUGGCUCGUUUAUCGAUUCGGAGUUUUCCCACGACUUGAUCCCGUUCCCUGCGCAUGACCUAAUUACAGAUUCGUCCCAUGAUGCAACUAAUUCAAGCGAUAGUAGUUGUUGUGGUGGGCAAAUCUGCGAUGACGACGGUCGUGGUAGCGGUGUUUCCCAUAGUGGCUCGAUCACGUCGUUGACUUCGCUGAACUCAAGUGCUGUUUUCUACUCUCCCAAUGAAGAAGUUUUGAAAACUUUGGGCGUAGUUGAUGUUGAAGACGUUCUGGGUUCAAACGAUGAUGAAGGUGACGAUGAAGGCGACACUACUUAUUUAUUAAAGGACAUGAUGAGCACGAUAGUCGAGACUGGGCCAUUGAACCACUUUAUGCGUGAUGAGAGCAUAGCUCAGCUUUCGCAUCUUUUGGACCUGGCCAACUUCGGAGAGUUUGAAGUGACUCAAUUGAUGAAGUAA
Lodderomyces beijingensis is the source of this 4344-nucleotide messenger RNA. Lineage: Eukaryota; Fungi; Ascomycota; Pichiomycetes; Serinales; Debaryomycetaceae. The record is from the annotation of a GenBank genome assembly.